Pocillopora meandrina is the source of this 15093-nucleotide messenger RNA. Lineage: Eukaryota; Metazoa; Cnidaria; Anthozoa; Scleractinia; Pocilloporidae. The record is from the annotation of a GenBank genome assembly.
UCUAAAUUAUUUCCCAUGAACAGAGCCCUAUGGUUCCUCUGCGCUUGUGUAUAUUUUGGAUGAGCUGCGAGGGUUGAUUUGUUUUUUGAAAACACUCCAAUGUAAACGUAUGCGUAUGUGGAAAUAGGAGAGUUUGUGUGGGCUGAGGUGUAGCGCAACACUCGUGAUCGUUCUACGGAUGUGACAAGCUUCCCGUGUGUGGCUUCGCGACUAGGUAGAGAUUCAAAUUCUUCAGUGAGCAGUGCGGUCGUGAAUUCAUCACUUCAGACUAUCAACAUGGCAUACGGACUGGACGAUAUUGAUUUGGCUGCGCUGAAGGUGAGUCAGAUUUCGCUAUAUACCCUGACAAUUCCUUUUUAGUGGACUGAAUUCAAAGAUGGUUUGCAAUAGAUCUCGCAAUAUUUUAAGAGCCUUAAGCCGGUGAACUCACAGGUUGAUGAAGAUAUUGAACUUAGAAAAAAUGUGUAAUCCUAAGAGCUGUCAAUACGUGGUGGACUUUCGGCGGAUGCAUUUUUUAAAAUGUAGUUUUUCGCGAUGUACUCGAAAAAGCCGAUGUCUAGACAAUUCAAACGAGAAAUCCCGGUGAUUUUACCUACUGGGCUUUAUCUGUUUCUUUAUCGUGCCUGUAAUUGAUAACUAAGUACUAAGUAUUGCCUUUGCAGGAUCCAGCCGGAAUAUUUGAUCUGGUCGAAGUUGUUGGAAAUGGAACGUAUGGGCAAGUACAUAAGGUAUUGCUAAGAGGAUCUUAGAUAAAAUUGCUCGAUCAGUUCGCGAUGUGUAAUAGUUUCUAGCCCGGUAACUUGUUUUGCUCCAAUACCUGUGCAUUUCAUUUUCCGUGUAAAUUUUUCAUGCGUUUGAAAUAAAGAAUACGUUUCUUUUGUUCUGAAAUGAAUUGCGAUCGCCUUGUCGCAGAUUGCACGGGCUUAAAGCAGAAUUAAAGAGGAUUUUCAUGCAAAUACUCUCUUGACAAUGUGAUGGUUGAUAAUUUGCGAGCUCAACUAUUUAGCUUAAAAUCGAUUACUGAAAAAUAUUUCGUACUCGAGGGACAUCAUUACGUGCACAUUUAGCCAGUUUUUAAGACAACUCUUUGUUUUAUAACAGCUUGAUAACAAAUGAACAGAAGAAUUGACUUCUCUCUUGUUAGACUUCUUAUUUCGUCUUUGAUCAUAUAUUUGAUAAAUUAUUGAUGCUAAGUGGCAGAUAAGAACUUCUGUUGCACGCAAAACACCAUAUACUGAGAGAUCAAUCAGGAUUUAGGAGAGCUUAACGGAGUAUGUGAUGAAAGAACUUGUUGUUUUCACUCCUUCAGUUUCAUUACCAACCAUGUAGAAUAUAUUUCACAUUUCACCUCCUUCGUAUUAAAAACAGAUGUACAUAGUUUGAAGUAGUUUUUGCUUACACCAUACCGAAAAUGUUUGCGCUAGACCCAAACAGAAAAAUAACCUCUUGCCAUCGUGUUUUCUUUAAGUGAAACCUCUAAAUUCCAAAUUUAAACUAUGCAUCGAGUGGUUCUUUAUUCUUUAGACUUAUAAAAAAACUGUGGGACCAAAACAUGUUAGUGUUUGUUCUUUGUUCUUUUAAAUUAACUCAAUUGGAAACAAUUUUAAAGAUAAUUGCUCAUUAUGGAAUGUUGUGAUUUCAAUUUUACAGUAAGUAGAUGAUUGGUUCACUGACACGGCCAGAAUUUCAACUGUCUGUCAAACAGGCAGUAUUUUUACAAACCUCAAACACUAAACAGUGAUCUUUUGAAUAUUUAUUGUUCAUAUUAAUGCUUUCUGUGACUUAAAACUUCAAGUGAAAGAGUUGUUUUAAAAGAAAUUUUGUGACAUCUCAGCAUGUUUUGUUUUAACUUGUUUAUGUUAUGCUAGAAUUUGCAGUUAUGAUUUGGUUUUAAAGUAUGAUACAUAUCUGAAGGAUUGCUUGGUAGGAAAUAACAGUGUUAAUGACAAAUCUGGGAUAGUGGUUUACUCAGUGGGAUCCUCUGCUAAUGGCACUGAGAGAACUCAUGCACUCUGACGAAGGGCUAACGCUUGAAAUGUCAGCUUUGAAACCUUUUACCGUAGCCAAUUUAUGUUAUCAACUCAGUUAAUGAUACCAAAUUAUCCUGUGAGAACUUGGUGGUGGAAUGCAACCCUGUUCAAGUUUUAUUGAAACAAGAUAAUGUGGUCUUAUCAACCCAGUUGAUAAUGUAACUUGAUCACCGUAAAGAGUUUCUCAAGCUGACCUUUGAAGCUUUAGCCCUUUGUCAGAACUCAGUUGUUGAAGAGAGUAACAUUUUGAAAAUUAUGAUUAGCACAGGACAAACAAAACCACUUUCAUCCCUCUGGUGAUUAUGACCAUGGUCAACUCUGAUUGAACACUCAGGAAAACUUGGGCUAUGCUCAGUUAUGUUUGGCACUUCCUUGAUGUUUUGUGAACUUCAGUAGUAAAAUCAUGGAAGACAAAUUUGAAUAUUUCUUUCCUUAACAAAUUCAGGGUCGUCACAAAAGAACUGGGCAACUUGCAGCCAUUAAAAUCAUGGAUGUUACAGAAGUAAGUAUUUCCAACCAUCUCUGUUGAAAUCUUUAUAAUGGAACAUUGACAUAACCCUAUGAAACAUUACUUGCAUAUUGAAUAAAUAUUCAGUUUAUGAUAACUAUGAAUUUUUUUCAGGAUGAAGAGGAAGAAAUUAAGCUUGAAAUAAAUGUUCUUAGAAAGGUAGGUACACAUACAGAAGUCAACCAUCCACCUUGCAAAAUUACCUGAUGAAUCCUUUUACACAAGGAGUAAAAUUAAACUGCAACACAACCCUUUAGUUGGCACAAUUUUUAGAAGAAUUUGUCAUUAGGGGUCAUUGCCUAAAAUUUCUUAUGGAUCAACUUGUCAAAACAUUGAUAACCAGUUGUCAUUUUGGUGCUAGACUUUUCCCAAUCUUUCAAAUUUACAGAUAAUUGACUGUGCGAUUUUUUUUAGUGGGGAUAAGAUAUCAAUUUUGUGGCAUGUUCUGACUAAAUUGUGUGUGUGUAUUCUUUAGUUUUCUCAUCAUCGGAACAUAGCAACAUACUAUGGAGCAUUUGUGAAGAAGGGUUUACCAGGACAGGAGGACCAGCUGUGGGUAUGUUAAUAAUUACUGUUUGUGCACCUCUUUAUGCUUAUUUUAAAUAUAAUGUGCUAAAGAACAACAUUGGAAGUUGCUAUGGCCUAGUUAAAAAUUGAACCUUGGACUGAGAGGUCUGGGUACAAGACCUGACAGGUCAUUGUAAUGUCUCUUUGGUGUAAAACACUUUCUUCCCACAGUGCAUCUCUCCACCCAGAAGUGUGAAUGGGUGCCUUUAACCUGUUAGGGAAGUGUACAUAAAUGGUCAGGGGUGACCUACAGAUGACCACACUGUCCAGUUGAAAUAGACAGACUGUCUCCUAGUUGGCUAGUGCUAUAGAAUUCAGGAAUAGUUACCUGCAAUUAUUGGACACAUAGACUCUCAGCCUCACUUUCCCCACACACAGACAACCUGUUCCGUGACUUAAAUCUUAUUAAUUACUAUCAUUUAAGUAGAAGCAUUCCUGUUUGCCAGUUUUUAGUCGAAGUUGCAUUCAAGGCCAAUGUUAGAUUGUUGGCUGAAGAGUUAGAAAAUUUCCUAUUUAAUUCUUACCGGUGUGAUUGUGUUCUAAUACAUUGUUUGUUUUUUGAUCAGCUUGUAAUGGAAUUUUGUGGUGCAGGAUCCAUAACGGACCUGGUUAAAGGUAAGUAUACAAAUAAUAUUCUACCAGUAAGGUUUGCACUCUGGUGCAAAUUAAACCAAUGUAUAGAGAGGUAAAGCUUGAAUUAUUCUUUAAAUGUUAUUUUUUUGUCUUUGUUUCUUAAAGCUUCAAGAGGAAAAUCUUUGAAGGAAGAAUGGAUCUCAUAUAUAUGCCAUGAAGUGCUGAAUGUAAGUUCUCCAGAGCACUUGUUACUUGGCAUUUGUGAUGUCACUCAUGAUACUUCAUAUUUUCAGGUUUAAAACUUUCAGCUACAUAUGCUUUAUGUCUGAUGUAACUUUCUUUUUUAGGGAGUUAGUCACCUUCAUCAAAACCAUGUCAUUCACAGAGACAUAAAAGGACAGAAUGUGUUACUAACAGACAGUGCCGAGGUGAAGUUAGGUAAGGACAUGCCAUCACUUGUAAAAUGUGUAUUUUUAAUUUCAAUGGCUAGAUUACUGCAUUUACCAAUUUGAUGCUUACUAUGAAGUUCAGAAAUGUUGUCAUGUUUUUUGGUACCAAUCAAGUGACUCAAAUCAACCAAUCAUGGCUAAGCUCUAGAUCCAUUAACUAAAUGACUCACUGCAACAUAACUUACAUUUUUUGAAAUGCCAUUUGAACUUGAAAGGUGCCGUUACAUACACAUGAUGUCACUGUACUAAAAAUUUAAUAUUAAUUCACAAACUUUUAUUAUGUAGUUGAUUUUGGAGUUAGUGCUCAAUUGGACAGGACCAUUGGAAGACGAAAUACCUUUAUUGGAACUCCUUACUGGUAAGAAAAUCUGUUUGUGUUGUAAAACAAAAGAACUUUAUAAAGUCAUUUUUGCUUCUAAGGUAUGCAAUAAAUCACUUAUUUUAUGCUCUACUGUAGAUCUGUAGAAAAUUAUUUGAUUAUUAUAAUUAAUUUUGAAUGUGGACAUCUCUAAGAGAAAUUUAACCUAUUAUUUUUCAUCCUUUGUGAACCUUUACAAAAAAGAAUAAUAUAAAGCUCAGGUUAUGAGACAAAAAUGCAGAUAAACAUGAUCAUUUUUUUGUAGGAUGGCUCCAGAAGUUAUUGCUUGUGAUGAGCAGCCAGAUGCCACAUAUGACAACAGGGUAUGGAAUUUUAGAAAAUCAUUUCUUUAUAAAUGGGUGAAAGGGUUAAAAUGACAUUGGAACUGAUCUCUGUGAAAUUGAAUUUAGCAAAGAGUUAGCAACUUUGAAUUGUGUUGAUCAAAGAAAAUCUUUUUCAUAUUUCAGUGUGAUAUGUGGUCAAUAGGAAUCACUGCAAUUGAAAUGGCUGAAACCCAACCACGUAAGUAUUGUUUCCUCUUAUCAACUGGAAAUUUUAAUUUAAAUCCUGCUUUGAUCAGUAACUGAUGAAAAGAUUACAAGUUAACAUGAGAGAGCUUUCUCCCACAGCUUUAUGUGACAUGCAUCCAAUGAGAGCUUUAUUUCUGAUUCCACGGAGUGAUCCUCCUCGACUGAAGUCAAAGAAGGCAUGGUCCAAGAAAUUCCAUAAUUUUGUCAACACAUGCUUGAUUAAAGAUUACCAGCAUAGACCAACAGCAGACCAGCUUUUACAGGUAAAGUUGUUUCUAUCAUUGUUAUUAUCGGCUUUGACUCAUCUACACUGAAGUUGUCAUUGUUGUUGUCAUCUUUAUCAUUAUUAUUAUCAUCAGCAUCAUUAUCAUCAUAUCUAAGACAUAGUAAAUAUGCAUUGAUUGGUUGAGCUUAAUAAUAUUGAUAACAGUAAUAAUAAUAACAUUAAUUGACCUCUCACCCAAGCAGGGUUUUCAGUGCCAAUACAAACAAAUUGAAACAAACAUUGUAAAUAACCAACUGACAGGAGACAGACCAGUUGGCUGUGUACAAAGCACAGCCAAGAAGUUGAACUUGGGGCAAUUGCAAACAAAUCUAGAGAGCAGCAAGAUGUCCGGUAGUCCAAUGGUCGGUGCACUGGGCUCCGAGUUGGACAACCCGGAUUCUAGUCCUGGCCAGGUCAAGGCGUUGUGCCCUUGAGACGUGCAGGAAAAAAAAAUUGCAAGCUCCACUUUUAGGCUUGGCUAAAUCUAUAUAUCAUAAUCCUAACCCUAAGCAUUCAAGGAGGAAUAUUGUAAAGAAAUUGCAAAAAUUUUGAGAGUAUGAGAGGAUUUUAAAAUAAGUUGUGAAUCUGUGAAUUGAAACAUAUUGAAAGUUUUGCAUUAUCUUUUUGGUUCACUUCUGGCCUGCUCAGGUACCUUGCUUUAUUCUGUAAAAGAAGAAUUCAAGUUUAUUUUUUAUUUUAACUGCAGCAUGAAUUUAUCCGUGAUGCAAGAUCGCAUGAGAGGAAGAUAAGAAUUGAAUUGAAGGAUUUCAUUGAUAGGAUGAAAAAGAAGAGAGGUAAGUGCAGUUGUUUGUGUUCUUUUAACUUGUGAACAGUUACUGAACCAUGGUAAGAUUUUUGGUGUUGUGUUUUGAAGUAACAGUAUUUUCUGCUAUUUCUUGCAGCACCACCUGAUCAUGAAGAAGAAUAUCAGUAUUCAGGAAGUGAGGAGGAAGAUGAGCAGUUGUUAGCAGGAAUGAUUGCCGAGGAAAUGGGGUGAGAACCUUAUCAUCAGGAAAGUUCAUUCUUGCUAGAGUAUUCCUUCACUCGGAAGGAAGUAGUGCCUGGUAACCAGUUUUAGGUUAUGGAAUAGUACAUUAGUAGCUAUGCACUGUAAAAUUGGGAGUCACAAAGUUCUAUUUUGAGUCUUUUGUUGAGAUGUUCUCUUUAGGGUACCAUCUCAUUUAAAAACUCAACUGAUUCACUUGACACUUGUUUCUUUCUGACAGUAUUGUAAAUGUUCAGUCAACUUUGAGGAGAAAUUUAACCCUCAUGCAAGGAGGAACUUUUGGAAGAGGUGAGAUUCUGGUAAAUUAGAGGUACACAAUAACAAACAUAGCAGUAGGAAUUUACUUUAAAGGGAAUUUACUAUGUUAGAGACAUCUUCAGAGUUCUGAUUAAACCUGUUGAUUUUGCAUCUGAAUGUCAUACUGGAGAUAAAUUUGCCUAUUACUGUUGUUUAAGUCAAUGUUCAUUGCAAAACAUUUGUAACUUAUACAUCAGUUUAAAUUUCAGAGAUCUGUAAAGUUUCUUGAAUCAUUAAUGAUCUGAACCAUGCUUUUCAGGUAAUAAUUAUCCACCAAGAAAGACAAGCAGUGGCAGCAGCCCAGUGAGUGAUACAUCUCAUUUCUCUCCUUCUUUUUAGUUAUUAAAAGAGCAAAAACAGAUGUUCUAAUAUAUUUUGUAAUCUUUAAACUAACUGUCAAGACCUUGAAAAAGUAUGACACAACUUUAAUGCAUGUAAAAUUGAUUAGAAGUUUCAAGCUGAUUCUGGGUUUUUCUAUCAUAAGGUAAUUGAAUGUCACAUGAAACACCUUAAGCAAAAUGUUGAAUCAGCAUCAUCAGAAAGGUUCUUCGUUUAAGGGAAAUUUUUACAGCCACUUAUCCUAUUAGGCUAUUUCAUUUAUCUCAAUCUUGAGUCUGAAAAUUGAAAAUAAAGGUAUGAAAAAGUCUUGAAUUUUUAGCACUUAAGUUUUUUACAAAUCUUGAAACAAGGCAGCUAGUCUCUUUGUCUUGCAGCCAUUGUUUGGACACAACAUUCUGUAGAGGGAGAGUGCUUUGUGUGUCAAGUCUAAAUGAUGGCUGUGAAAGUGAAUACCACCCUCUUUGAGUUUACCAAGUUGUUUUCCUCUCCUUCCUGUUGCAGGAAAUGAACCUGAACCAUGGUGCACCUCAGUACAUGGGUGCAACUGGUGGUUAUGACAAUGAUGUGUUCCUGGACACCAGUGUUGACAGCUUCAUGACUUUUCAAACAGAUGACACCCUUACAGCAUCCAGCCAUUCACGACACCGGUGAGGCUUACCGCCCAACCUUUGCCAAUAAGCUACACCUUAAGGUGGCAUGUUGCAUUCUUCUGACCCUGAUUUUCUGUACUUUGUAGCAAGGAACUUAAAGCAUUGUCUGCUUUUAUUUAUUGGCUGCCAAGUAAUUCAGGGCUAUGUAAACAUUUAGGUUGGAUAUCUGGUUGAUAAUAUGGGAUGCAUAAAACGUUUUUUAUUUGCUAAUCGUUUCAGGGUAUCUUUGGAUGAGCAGCAAGAUGGUGAAUCCACACUUAGACCUCAAAGAGAAGGUAGGUAGUGACAGCACAUUUCUGUUUUGUAAUUGUUGAUGUAAAACAUUCAUUGAUGACUUCUGCUAAGCUUAUUGAACAUCAAUCACAUCAGCCUCUGUAAGAGACAACAGUCCAUUUCAGGAAUAUCCUUGCCCCAGAAAUCAAGUCUCAUAAGUGAUUUUUGGCUUUUUGGUUGUGAUUGAAUUUUUAAUUCAAAACUAAUUUAUCUCCCUCAGCUCACCAAGAGGAUUUGGAUGGAUAUGAUACAAUGGUGGUAAAAGAUGACGAUGAUGACUCGGUAUUAAGCUUUGCUCUUUGUUUUAUCAUUUGUUUUUUAGUUUUUAUUGAGUUUAAAUUACUUCAGUAAGCCGUUGGCAGUCUGCUUUGGAAAAUGUGCCCUCUGUUAUCAGAAGAUGAACCCUUCUUUCGUUUUGACCUUAUCUUCGUUACUCAGUGUUUUUUUUGUUUUCUUGUGCCUAGUUACUGAGAAAAAUGAAUUAAGCAAACACUAAACUGAUACGUUUCCAAGAAUGGAUUAAUAACGUCAUAAUAUUUUUCUUCAGCAGUCAAGUGCCUCAACUGCCAGUAUCGGUGAGGCAAGCAACCCCACCCGACUCCUGACGAACAAUCUGCCAGACGUGCUACCAACACAACAGCAAGUAAAGGUAUGAGGAGUGGCGUUAUGCAAUAAAUAUCACAGGUCUGCAAUGUGUGCAGAGCAGGGUUCAGAGAGGAGAAUGAUAUCAUUGAAAUUUCAUAAGUCAUUAAUAAAUAAUUUCUACAAUCAUUUUCAGAACUUUUGACUGAAUUUUUUUUUACUGUUUGGGGAUUUUACUGGUGAAAUCUUACUUCUCAAACAUGGUUUUUCUCCGCCGCGUUCGCCAUCUUCUCAAGAACUAAUGAUAUAUUUUUUUCUCAUUUCAGAAGUCUCAGACUGAGCGCCAUAAGUCAUCAGAUGAAUCCAUUGCCUCCUCCAUUGUGCCUCAGGACCCUAGGAGAGACAGGAAAUUCUCCAAACAACGAAGUUUUGGCUUCAGUCGUCAGUCCCAGGCUCCCUCUGAGGUGUCGGUGAACUUGACCCCUGACAGAACCUCAAUCGCUAACUUGGACGAUAUGGGAGUAAGUUGACUCGCUCAUUGUUCGCUAGAACAGGCUCUACUGUUUUUCCUGGUUAUCUUGGGCGAGCGCAAUGGACUGCAAGUGGCAGGCAAAUAAAAUCGUCAAUUAAAAUAUUGUUAUUUUCCUCUUGCGCUCGCCUAGCGCGCGUGUGAAGAACCCGAGCCAGCCCACAGCUCGUGUUACUGACUCGCGUUCGCCUUCCCCGCGUGUAACUGACUCUUGCACGCCUCCGCGCGUGCAGCUGACUCACACACUCUUUACUUGCGUGUAAGUGACCCGCGUUGCUAAAACGCCCCAGCUCGCUUGAUGUAAGAAACAUUGAGACGUCCCACGCGAGACGUCCCACGCGAGAACGAUUAACGUAACGAGAUAUAUUGUUUUGUUUGUACAGUGCAGAAGUGAUUUUGUUGAUUGACGGACACGUGAGCCAAGUAAUAUAAUCACAUGUACAUAAUAGACUUUGAUUAGUACCUUUUCGAAGCGAAGACGAGUGUUUUAUGCGGAGUUACAAAGUUCAGGUUUUACGAUACGAGUUAGAUGUGGUAGUAAGUGCGAAUCAAUAAAAGUAAUCAAGAAAUUACGUCUCGAAGUUUACAAUACUUGAAAAGGCAGAAAAUAAUUAGCGUAGGCUCUCUACUGUACAUAAACGACGUAAAUAACAGUUUGAAAAAACUUACAAAUUUAUUAAUUCCUGUCUUCUGUUAGAUGCCGCAGAUAAGAAAGUACAAGUACAAAUUCCGAACAGAAAUCUUAUGUGGAGCUCUGUGGGGUACUGAAGAAUUUACAGACUUGUACUCAGUCUUGUGACUUACUAUUUAUUUUUGUGGCCUUUUGAUUUAAUAAACAUCUAAUACAUCUUCUCCUUGUGCUACAUUUUCAGGAGUCAACCUUCUUGUUGGAACAGAAAGUGGAUUAUUUUUACUGGAUCGGAGUGGUUAUGGCAAAGGUGGAUGAUAAUUUUGUGUGUACUUUAAUCCUCGCCAGUUUUUUCGAUCUUCGUUGUAUUAGUAUUUUUGCUGUUUAUCGUCAUUUUGUGUGUGUGUUUGUCUGUUCUUGUUCCUUGAAUUUAGAACUAACCCAAGUUGUGGCGUUCUUUUUCAGUUUUUCAAUUGAUAUCUAGACGCAGAUUCCAACAGAUAGAUGUACUUGAGGGGAUAAACGUUCUUAUUUCCAUCAGUGGUAGGUUUUUUUUCCACUACCCUCCUCAUCUCGUUCUUUUAAGCCUUUAAUCCCUAAGAGUGACUAGCAUCUAAUUUCUCCUUACAAUGUUACCACUGAAUCACACAUUAAUGUCAUGAGAAUAAAGGAAAUGAUCACUUACUUAAGAAACUUUUGAUUGUGAGACAAAUUCUCCUUGUCAGCACCUUAGUAAAUGUACAGUGAACAGUAUGGAGAAUAUGAAUACUGAUCAAGCACAUUGAGAUCCUGUUGAGCCCAAGUUUGAACUAAGUUUUCAUUUCUCAAUCUUUAAAAAUUUAAUCUAUUUUCUCCUUUCUAGGAAAACAAAACAAACUCCGUGUGUAUUAUCUGUCAUGGCUGAAAGCGAAGAUUCUAAAGGGAGAAGAGGUAUAGAAGCUCGUGGUUCUUUAGAGCACAUAUGUCUACAUUUUUCGCAGAUAAAACGAAAAUGUUUUUGUAUUUUUUCCAGGUGUCUGUCUGUAAUGCUGUAUGUGUUUUCUUUUCUGUUUUUUUAAAUUUGUGUGCAGGCGGAGAAUAUCCGAAGGCAGCGAGGUUACACAACAGUCGGUGAUCUGGAGGGAUGUGUUCACUACAAAGUUGGUAAGACUGAUUCAAAUCUUUACCACAAUAAUUUUUCACGAAUGUUUUUUCCGAUUUCGAUUACAUGAAACCUACCCCCCUCGAUACUUCGUCGUCCGCGUUUCGUCCAUCCACAUUUAGGCCUGGUUGGAGAUAGGUACUGUGCGAAUAAAUUGUCUUGUCAGGGCUCGAACCCAACCCCCCUUCCGGAAUCCCGCGUGGUAACCAUCGCGCAACCUCGUAUUCCAGAUAGAAGCAGUGAUUAUUGACCAACGACUCUCUUACCUUGCAGUGAAUUUCCACCGAAUCAAAUUUCUUGCCAUCGCCACUGAGAACAUGAUUGAAGUUUACGCUUGGGCUCCAAAACCAUAUCACAAGUUUAUGGCUUUUAAGGUGAGCUUAACUGAGUAAUUACUGCACAACAGAAUUUUUGAUAGUCGAUGUUUUCUAGCUCACUGUCUUAAAAACCGAGCUUAAGAACGAAUCUUGUAGCCCGGUUUUUGUGUAGUAACUUUCUGGCGGAACACUUGACUUAUUCUUGACCCGGAAAUCUUACUCCCAGUCUCACCCCUGUCUAUUCGACUGGGUGGGUAGAUUAGGAAUGGGGAGAGUUUACUUGACCUGCUGUUAAAGUCUAGAGGAUCUUACGUGGAUAUCUUGCACCAAACACUUUCCGAGCACUCUCCUUUAGUUAUUAUUAAUAAGUGUUUUUUUUUCUUUCUUCAGUCUUUCUCGUACUUACCCCAGAAACCUCUGAUGUUGAAUGUAUCAAUAGAGGCGGAAAACAGCAGACUAAAAGUCUGUUACUCCUCUGAAAUAGGUUAGUGCAAUCUUACCUUUCCCACUGCCCCCUCCUUCCUCUCCAAAGGUUACCAAUGCUAGUGGCAAACGGAACAAUCCACAAUUGCUCAUCAGAAAUUGUAGGUCAUUGGAACCCCACCCCACCCCCGCUCCACCCUCAAGGUUACCAUCGCUUGUGAUAAACAGAAAAUCGUUACUAAGUAUGCAUCAGAAGCUGUAUCAAACAUUCUUUCUUUGUAAGAAGACACUCAAAUUUCUGAGCCCAGAGGGUGGCGUUGGCUAUUUCUGAAAUGCCCCAAGCCUUUGUUUGAUAACGAGAGUAAGUGUUAAACCAGUGACAUGGAAAAGAUUUGAUUCCUAUGAGCAUACAAUUCAUUUGCACAUAAAAAAAAACUUUUGGAACCCGAGGAUGGCCUGUAACUCUAUAAGGCUCAGACUAAGGCCAAACUCAUUUACUAGCUCAUCACGAGUAAAACUCUACAAUUAUAUUCUCCUUUGUUGUUUUAUACGAAUACUGAGAGGAAACUGGAGAGAAUUUGCCUAUUGAUCAAGUUGAUUGUUUCGCAGGUUUUCAUGCUGUUGACUUGGACUCAGCUUCAGUUAAUGAUUUAUUUAUUCCUACUCAGGUCAGUUUGAUCGACAAAUUUCUUUCAUGUUGUUUUUGUUAAAAUUGAAGAAUAUUUUUUAAGGAAAUAAAAGAAGUUCAUUUUUAUUUCUGAAUUUUUCUUGUUUUACAGCUUCAAGAAAAGUUCCAGCCGCAUGCUAUUAUUCCUCUACCAAGUAAGGAUUAUUGUGAUUUUCUCCUUACUUAUGGAGACUGCUAAGGAGAAUUUGUGAUUUUGGUAGCCGUUUCUUUUAAUGAUAUCAAGUUAGAUAUUUACUGUGUCGUUUUAUAAGUCGACCAGGAGUUGAGCGCUUUUAUGAGUAAAAACUGUCUUAGCCUUUUUCGAUAUUGUUUUGCUGGUUUUAAUUAAGUGUUUACGUUGUGUUUUAGGUUCGAGUGGUUUGGAACUCCUCCUCUGUUUUAACAGUAAGUACGGAUGCAUAACUAAUUUAAUUAGACAGGUUGCUUUACCGUUUUGAAAUUCGCCAUCCAUAACCAUCCAUCGAAUCUUUGAGUUUCCACCUAAAGUCGGACGGUCGGUCCAAUUCCCGACUGUUUUGUCGAUUUUGGACUCUUUCCUCGGCGUUGUCCGAAAUUUAACGAAACCGUCCGCAGUCGUAGGGAACCUUCCGAAAUAAUACGAAAUCGACCAAAUCAGGCCGAAUCGUCGGAGAUUAAACGGAAACGAAAAAAAAACGAAACCUUCCCAAUUCGAACGUAAUCACCUAUAAUGAGACGUAAGGAUCCUAAAUUGGAUGGAAACAAAUGACACCGUUCCAAAUUUGAAGAAAUAUUUUGGUCGUUUUAAUUAUAUUGUUACGAUUAUCUUAACACAGAGUCGUUAUGCUCCUACUUUUUAUCUAGAUGAAGGCGUUUACGUUAAUACCAACGGAGAACUGGUGAGACAUGCCGUGUUACAAUGGGGCGAGACUCCAUACGCUAUCGGUAAGUUUUAUCUCCUCUGUAGAUAUGAAUUCCCUUAGGUUUUAUUUUUCUUCGGUCUCUGAUUAUUUUUGUUAAUUUUGUCAAACGCUAAGUUAGUUUUUCAGUACUUUUCACAACUUGGCGGUUAUCUGGCGCUGUGAGAGAAGCACUUUCGCUUUUGAAAAUAUCCUUGGCGUGAUAUCGUACUCCUCAGUCAAAAUUUGAGGGUUUGGGAUUUGGGAUUGCUUUGGUUCUGCUUAAGUCUACUAAGCGCUGUGAUUGGUCCAGAAAACACGUGCCACUUUCUCAACCAAUCAAAUUCCUCACUUGGUCACUUGCGUUUUCCCGCGCUUCAGACAAUUUGACAGUUCUGAGUUCCCGUUGGCUUCUUGUGAUUUUAACCAUUUCCUUGAAUGGCCGUUGUGAUUCGUUUUAUUUUGGUUUAACGACACCCAAUCGUAAAGCACUCUCACAAUCUCAACUAUUUUUGUAAGAAAUAAAGAAAGAUGUUUUUUUUUUUCGUCUUGUCACGAGCGGGGACAAAUAAAAAAAAAAUAUCUUUCUCCAUUUCUUCACCGAGCUCAAAAAUUAGUAUCUUUCUUCCCUUAUUUACAAAACAUUACGCUAUCGACAUUGCUGAUCCUAACAGUAUGUAGGACGCGUGUCAUAUAUAAACUUCGUGAUAGAUCUCGCUCACCGUGGGGUAUCUGUGGCUCAGUGGUACAGCACCGGAGCGCGGAAUCUGAAGGUCUGAAUUUCGAUUCCUCAUGGGGACUUUGUUCCACGUUCGUGAAAAGGCGAAAAAAAAUCUUACUCAGUUUCAAUUAUUAUUGCAGCUCAUAUAGGCUCAGGACAAAUUAUGGGAUGGGGAGAAAAGGCCAUUGAGGUCAGAUCUGUGGAGACGGGACUUUUGGAUGGUGUAUUUAUGCACAAAAGAGCUCAGACGUUUAGAUUUCUCUGUGAGAGAAACGAAAAGGUCAGUCUCUUAUUUGUGCUACUUGUCACGUAACAUGGUCACGCUUUUCGUUUGACGAUUUGUCACGCUAUAUCACAGUCACUUUACCGUCAUUGUUCUUAUUUUUCAUUGCAGGUUUUCUUCGCUUCUCGGUCGAGUUCAAGUGGCCAGAUUUACUUCAUGACGCUAAGCAAGACAUUUAAAAACUUUGGUUACUGAUAUUUACACAAACUGCUCUUUGGGACGGAAAUGAAAUGACGCCUCAUGAAAGAGAGAGCUCACAGGGCUACAGUGGUGGCUACGUUUGUUCGUAAUCUACCUGAGGGAACCUGCAGAGAUUUCACGUGUUCCUCGGAAUAGGUUUUCUUCUUUGGGGUUUAAAACUUAGAAAAUCUUCAUCUAGUUUUUUUCCCUAUCACACUGACCUGAGAAGUGUGCUUUAGCAGUGAAAAGAUUCAGCUCUCGAUUUUUUUGCAAAGAUUAACAGUAUAACUUAUUGGUUACGUUGUAGUAACACAUUUUUAAGGGGUAAGAUUUAAUUAUUUGUAAACAAAAGUGAAAGCCAAAACAAAACAAAGCAGAACCGAAAUUUAACGUGGAAAAGUAUAAUUGCAACUUUGAAAGCACAGAAUAACUUCUCUCGAGAAGCUCUGUAUAAAGUCUUUUUUUAUCCAUGUAAAUACAGUUUUCGUUAAUUAAAUUGCGUUAAUCUUUUUACAUUGAAUUCGGUAUCUUUAAAUCAUGUUGUCAAAUGUGAAUGUUAAUGAGUAAGUUUGAAGUCUAAGAGAGUUUUAGCGCUUAGCCUUUAUUCAAGAAAUUUUUCGAUCUUAACGGCAUGCUUUCUGAGAGUAAGCCAUUUAUUUUAAACAGUGUUGUAGGUUUUUUAAAAAAUCUUUUUGAAUACGUCUUUUAGAGUUUUAGAGGGCCAAUCGAACUCUGACCCACGAAACUCGUUUUAUUUAGUGAACAGAGCCUGCGUUAGUUUAUUAUCGGUCAGUUGUACAAUCGUAUGAUUUUCGGAAACUUCGGUUUCCGAACAUUGAGCACGAAUAGUGUGAUUUAUUUAUUAACUUUAGAGGCGGGACCUUGUUCGUGGAAAAAAA